AUAGAGAAAAAGAAAAAGAAAAAAAAAAAAAAAGGAAAAAUGGCACAUUACCAAAACCAAUACAGCGCACAAGCUGGAAGCGAUGAAUACGGCUAUCCAAUUCGCCAGACCGAUGAAUACAGCAACGUUAUCUCCGAAACCGGUCAGUAUGUCGAUACCCUCCGCCGGACCGAUGACCAGUACCCCAAGCCGAUUCAUGGAAGCGAGCAGCAGCAGCCGAGUGGAAUAUUUCAUAAUGAAAAAGUGGUGAUGACGAAGACGAGAGAGGAUGGGAGUGGACAUCAUGAGAAGAAGGGGGUAAUAGAGAAGAUUAAGGAGAAGCUGCCGGGAGGACACCAAUCCAACAAUCUUCACUUCCAAAACCAUGCAAUCAACAUUCUCAAAACUAAUCACUCUUUAAAUUGUAUUCAGUUCUUUUCGUUGUGUUUCGGUUUCCAAAGAAGUAUGGCGCAUUACCAAUCUGGAAGAACCGAUCAGUACGGCAACCCAAUUCGCCAGACUGAUGAAUAUGGCAACGUCAUCUCCGAGACCGGUCAGUACGGUGACCCCCUUCGUCGGACCGGUGAGUUCCGUGAAACUGACCAGUAUGGAAACCCUGGGCGUCGGACUGAUGAUGUGUUCGGUAACCCAGUUGGAACUGGGACGGGGAUGGGGACCGGUGGGACGUAUGAGACGACCGGGUACGGUGGGACAGGGUAUGGCGGAGGGCACCAUCAGCAGCAUAAGGAGCAUGGUGGCAUACUUCAUCGCUCUGGAAGCUCCAGUUCUAGCUCCUCGGAAGAUGAUGGGCAUGGAGGGAGGAGGAAGAAGGGGCUGAAGGAGAAGGUAAAGGAGAAGCUGCCAGGACAUCAUCGUCAUGAAGAGCAAGCAGUGUCAACCACGACACCGGGAGGUUAUACGUCGGCGGAGUACGGUGGGCAGCAUGAGAAGAAGGGAAUAAUGGAGAAGAUCAAGGAGAAGCUUCCGGGACAUCACUGAGAAUGACCUACUCGCUGUCCAUGUUUGUUUGUUGUUUAUAUUAAUAAAACUACCGCUGUGAUCUUAGAAGGGAUAUCAUCGAUAAAGUAUAUAUAAAAAGAAGGCUGUUAUGUCGUCACAUAUGAUUAAAUAAUUUUAAGGACUAGCUUGGUUGAUGUGUUAUGUUUGUGUGUAUUAUGUAUAACUUCUGGUUGUGGUUGAAUCAACAAUGUUUCUCAAUAUGUUACUAAGUUUCUGUAGCA
Cucumis sativus (cucumber) is the source of this 1220-nucleotide messenger RNA. Its product is annotated as dehydrin Rab18. Bases 40 to 978 code for a protein of 312 amino acids. Lineage: Eukaryota; Viridiplantae; Streptophyta; Magnoliopsida; Cucurbitales; Cucurbitaceae. Gene Ontology annotation, biological process: response to water. The transcript has 3 exons. The record is from RefSeq and is a predicted model, not a curated record.